AUGACAUCUAUUUUUCAUUCUGUUUUUAGGAAGUAUUCAACAUUAGUUAAAAUGUCUUCCACCAAAGCUCCAAAUGAAAAUGAAACACCCAAAGACAGAAAACCAGGGCUGAGGAGUGUUCGAACAACUAUGCUAUUCCGAGCUGUGCAACCAGAUUUUUUUUCUUGUCAGAGCAAACCUGUGAUGGCAUUUGGACUCUUUGCAGUUACCGUCUGUGUGGCCUACCUUGGUUAUUUGCAUGCAACAGUAGAGAAUAAAAAGGACCUCUAUGAAGCAAUUGACAGUGAGGGGUCGAGGUAUAUGAGGAGGAAAACUUCCAAGUGGGACUGA
Messenger RNA from Cariama cristata (Red-legged seriema), 330 nucleotides. It is a transcript of the gene SMIM8, whose product is annotated as small integral membrane protein 8. The transcript is spliced from 2 exons. The record is from RefSeq and is a predicted model, not a curated record. NCBI's taxonomy places the organism in Eukaryota, Metazoa, Chordata, Aves, Cariamiformes, Cariamidae. The coding region runs from base 1 to 330 and encodes 109 amino acids.